ACUACUCCUCCUCCAACUACUCCUCCUCCAACUACUCCUCCUACUCCUCCUCCAACUACUCCUCCUACUCCUCCUCCAACUACUCCUCCUACUCCUCCAACUACUCCUCCUACUCCUCCUACUCCUCCUCCUACUCCUCCUCCUCCCACUCCAACUCCAACUACUCCUACUACUCCUCCUCCCACUCCUCCUCCUACCACUCCUCCUCCCACUCCUCCACCAACUACUCCUCCUACUCCUCCUCCAACUGCUCCUCCUCCAACUGCUACUCCUCCUCCCACUCCAACUCCUCCAACUACUCCUCCAACUCCUCCAACUAUUCCUCCUCCAACUCCUACUCCUCCAACUACUCCUCCUCCAACUACUCCUCCUCCAACUGCUCCUCCUCCAACUACUCCUCCUCCAACUACUCCUCCUCCAACUGCUCCUCCUCCAACUACUCCUCCUCCAACUGCUCCUCCUCCAACUACUCCUCCUCCAACUCCUCCUCCUCCAACUCCUCCAACUCCUCCUCCUCCAACUACUCCUCCUACUCCUCCUCCCACUCCAACUCCAACUCCUCCAACUCCUCCUCCUCCAACUACUCCUCCUACUCCUCCUCCCACUCCAACUCCAACUACUCCAACUACUCCUCCUCCCACUCCAACUCCAACUCCUCCAACUACUCCUCCAACUCCUCCAACUAUUCCUCCUCCAACUCCUACUCCUCCAACUACUCCUCCUCCAACUACUCCUCCUCCAACUGCUCCUCCUCCAACUACUCCUCCUCCAACUACUCCUCCUCCAACUGCUCCUCCUCCAACUACUCCUCCUCCAACUGCUCCUCCUCCAACUACUCCUCCUCCAACUCCUCCUCCUCCAACUCCUCCAACUCCUCCUCCUCCAACUACUCCUCCUACUCCUCCUCCCACUCCAACUCCAACUCCUCCAACUCCUCCUCCUCCAACU
Molecule: messenger RNA, 948 nt
Organism: Ictalurus punctatus (channel catfish)
Lineage: Eukaryota; Metazoa; Chordata; Actinopteri; Siluriformes; Ictaluridae
Exons: 3
Source: RefSeq, a predicted model, not a curated record